AUGAGCUACUACGGCAACUACUACGGAGGCCUGGACUACGGCUAUGGUGGCUUCGGUGGUCUGGGCUAUGGCUGUGGCUGUGGCAGACUAGGCCCAUAUGGCUGUGGCUAUGGAGGUUACGGAUAUGGCUCUGGCUUUGGAGGCUGCAGAUAUGGCUCUGGUUAUGGAGGUUAUGGAUAUGGCUCUGGCUAUGGAUAUGGCUCUGGCUACGGCUAUGGCUGCUGCCGUCCAUCUUGCUAUGGAAGAUACAGAUUCUCCAGUUUCUACUGA
Chrysochloris asiatica (Cape golden mole) is the source of this 270-nucleotide messenger RNA. RefSeq names its product keratin-associated protein 19-1-like. The transcript has a single exon. NCBI's taxonomy places the organism in Eukaryota, Metazoa, Chordata, Mammalia, Afrosoricida, Chrysochloridae. Bases 1 to 270 code for a protein of 89 amino acids. The record is from RefSeq and is a predicted model, not a curated record.